AUGAAUCAAACUGCCAUCAAAAUUGAUAUAAAUACCAUAGAUCAUGCUGCUACUGAAAUUGAUAUAACUAUCAUAGACCAAGCUGCUAUUAAAAUCAGUAUGAAUAUUAUAGACCAGGCUGCUACCAAAAUUA
This is a messenger RNA of Racocetra fulgida, 133 nucleotides long. The record is from the annotation of a GenBank genome assembly. Lineage: Eukaryota; Fungi; Glomeromycota; Glomeromycetes; Diversisporales; Gigasporaceae.